Symbiodinium sp. CCMP2456 is the source of this 1167-nucleotide messenger RNA. The record is from the annotation of a GenBank genome assembly. Lineage: Eukaryota; Dinophyceae; Suessiales; Symbiodiniaceae.
AUGACUUGCUGUGCCAUCUUUAUCGGUGUGCUGGCGGUGUUGACUGGAUCCCUUCUGGCCCUGAUGCAGCGCCGGGGGCUGCUCGCGGCCGGGGAGGCGGCACCCGACCUGGGCAUUCCCACCGCGAGCAUGACCCACGAGUUUCGGCCCGGGCUUGUGGAGUCCGUAAUUGCCUUGGACACCCCGCCUGGAAACCUCGCAGUGUCAGCUUCAGGCCGCAUCAUCUUCAAUUUCCACCCUGUGCACACGCAGCCCUCCGGCUACAAGUUCGCCGAGGUGGUGGGUGACUCCUGGAUUCCCAGGCUGGACCUGGACCGAGCCACACAAGAGGUGCUCUCACUGCGCAUCGGCUCUUCUGGAAGGCUCUUUUUGUUGGACCACGCAGGUCACGGCCUGUUGCAUACUCCAAAGCUGGUGGUUUUCCAAAUGGGGACAAGCGCAAGCGAGGAUCACUUCCAGCUGGCUUACCCCUUUCCCAGCGAGAUCGCUGGAUUCGGUUCCAUGCUGAAUGAUUUCAACUUAUCACCAGACGAAUCGAUGCUGUACAUUGCCGACACAUCCAUCAUAGGUGGCGCCCCUGCCCUCAUAGCUUGCUCAGUCCCGCUGAUGGAGCAGCAGUCCAAGGAGGCCUGCCGGCGCUAUCUUGAUGGGCACCAUUCUGUGAUACCUCAACAGUUGAGCAUCAACGUGAACGGCGACUCCGCUCUGUGGCCAGCUCUAUCACGCAUCGGAGUCGAUAGCAUCGCCCUCGACCGGAAGGGAGAGUGGCUCUACUUCGGUCCUCUGACAUCUGCGUCGCUCUUCCGCAUCCCGGCCACACUUCUGAGUGCCAACUCCUCCAACGCCGAGGUCGCUGCCGCAGUGGAGUGGUAUGCAGAGAAGCCCAUCUCUGACGGGAUCGGCACGGAUGAUGCAGGUAACGUUCUGUUGACGGCCUUCGAGCACAGUGCUGUUGUAGCCAUCACGCCAGCCAGGUCCCUCAAGGUUGUGUACCGAAGCCAGCAGCAUCUGCAGUGGCCAGAUGGGUUAUCCUUUGGUCCCGAUAGCUGGCUCUACGUCACCUCCAGUGCUAUACACCACACGAUGCGAGGCAGGAACGUUGCCAAGCACGGCCCUUUCCACAUCUUGCGCCUGAAGAUGACCACUGGUGCGGCACCAGGUCAGUAG